This is a messenger RNA of Polyodon spathula (Mississippi paddlefish), 4970 nucleotides long. Its product is annotated as son of sevenless homolog 1-like. Gene Ontology annotation, biological process: Ras protein signal transduction; positive regulation of GTPase activity. Gene Ontology annotation, molecular function: guanyl-nucleotide exchange factor activity; protein heterodimerization activity. Lineage: Eukaryota; Metazoa; Chordata; Actinopteri; Acipenseriformes; Polyodontidae. Gene Ontology annotation, cellular component: plasma membrane. The transcript is spliced from 19 exons. Bases 791 to 4201 code for a protein of 1136 amino acids. The record is from RefSeq and is a predicted model, not a curated record.
AGGCAACGCAGAAUAAGGCACACUGCGCAUGCUCCUUCCUUGUUCCAGCUAAAACUGCAUCCGAGCCACAACAAUCGCCAGAAUUAAACCAUUUUGGCUAAAGAAUUGCAAAUAAAAAAAAAAAGCACAAUACCAGGAAUUAGAUUGACAAAACAACAAAGCAGAUAACACCCUCAGACAAUGAAAACCCUAAUAUCCAGUUUGUGGAGAAUAAGAAGGUGAGCCUGCCUUCCUCUUUGCAGUGAAGAUUCGGUGAAAAUGGGCGGUUAUGUAUAGAAGAGGUUGUUUUUUUGUUUAUUUGUUUUUGUUUUCCAAAAACGGGGGGUUGUAAAAAAAAAACAAAUAAAAAGGGAAUUAAUUAUUUCAAAUGAUCGUCACAUUCCAACGGUUUGGUGGUGAAAUCAUACCAACACAACCCGGAUGUUUUAACCAGCUGACGAGGAAACAAGCAGCUUGGAAGCGCUCGUUUUAUUGUUUUUCCACGAUCUGAGCAAUGAGUGAAGGCUGUAUGACUGAACACACAGUACAGCAACAGCAACUGAGGAGUCCAAUCCUCGACUUUAUCCUAUAUUGUGUAUCGUGGAACAACGGGGCCAAUUAAAUACAGUACUACCUCAGCACUGUAUAUUAUGUUCAUGAUUUUUGUGGGGAGGACUGACAUGUCAACGACCCGCCUUUUGCAAUAGAACUGCAUCGCUUAGUUCUUCCCUGUUUUGAUGUGAGAAGCGGCGGAGAUACAACAGGAUAACUCUGGCUGGCUCUGUGUCUGUGUGUAUAAAUAGCUGGAGCCAUGCAGACUCCACAGCUACAGUACGACUUCUUCAACGAGGAGAACUCACACAAGUGGCGGGGACUGCUGGUACCAUCCCUCAAUAAGGUUUUAAACCAAGUCCACCCAAAGCUCUCGUCAAAGGAGGAUGCCCUGCAGUACAUUGAGGAGCUGAUCCUGCUGCUACUGAGCAUGCUCUGUCAGGCCCAGCCGCGCACCGUGCAGGAUGUGGAGGAGCGUGUGCAGAAGAGCUUUCCACAUCCGAUCGACAAGUGGGCCAUAGCAGAUGCACAGGCUGCUAUAGAGAAAAGGAAAAGAAGGAAUCCUUUAGCCCUGCCUGUUGACAAAAUUCACCCACUUCUAAAGGAGGUCCUGGGAUACAAAAUCGACCAUCAAGUUUCAGUCUACAUAGUAGCAGUAUUAGAAUAUAUCUCUGCCGAUAUUUUGAAACUGGCUGGGAAUUAUGUACGGAACAUCAGACACUAUGAAAUCUCACAGCAGGACAUUAAGGUGGCAAUGUGUGCGGAUAAGGUGCUCAUGGACAUGUUCCACCAGGAUGAGGAGGACAUCAGUGGGUGGGCCCUCAUGGACGAGGAGCCCUCCACCUCUGGGGAGCAGAUGUACUACGACCUGGUCAAGACCUUUAUGGCCGAGGUGCGGCAGUACUUGAGAGACCUCAACCUCAUCAUCAAGGUCUUCAGGGAACCCUUCGUCUCCAACACAAAGCUCUUCUCCCCACAUGAUGUUGAAAACAUAUUCAGCCGCAUCGUAGAUAUUCACGAGCUCACUGUUAAACUGCUUGGCCUUAUUGAGGACACAGUAGAGAUGACAGACGAAGGGAGUCCUCAUCCUUUGGUAGGAAGCUGCUUUGAAGAUUUGGCUGAGGAGCUGGCGUUUGAUCCCUAUGAAACGUAUGCACAGGACAUCCUUCGCCAGGGCUUCCACGACCAUUUCCUCAGCCAGCUGUCAAAGCCAGGGGCAGCUCUGUAUUUACAGUCUACAAGUGAAGGGUUUAAAGAAGCUGUCCAGUAUGUCCUCCCCAGACUGCUUUUAAGUCCUGUUUACCACUGUCUCCACUACUUUGAAAUUUUAAAGCAAUUAGAAGAAAAGAGUGAAGAUGAAGAGGACAAGGAAUGUUUGAAACAGGCAAUAACGGCACUGCUCAACCUCCAGAGCAGCAUGGAAAGGAUAUGCUCCAAAAGCUUGGCAAAGCGACGACUGAGCGAGUCAGCCUGUCGGUUUUACAGUCAGCAGAUGAAGGGCAAGCAACUGGCCAUCAAAAAGAUGAACGAGAUUCAGAAAAACAUCGACAGCUGGGAGGGCAAAGACAUCGGGCAGUGCUGCAACGAGUUCAUCAUGGAGGGGACGCUGACGCGGGUGGGAGCAAAGCACGAGCGGCACAUCUUCCUCUUCGACGGGCUGAUGAUCUGCUGCAAGUCCAACCACGGGCAGCCCCGGCUCCCAGGCGUUGGCACUGCGGAGUACCGGCUCAAGGAGAAGUUCUUCAUGCGCAAGGUGCAGAUCAACGACAAGGACGACACGGGCGAGUACCGGCAUGCCUUCGAAAUCAUCCUGAAGGACGACAACAGCGUGGUGUUUGCCGCCAAGUCUGCCGAGGAGAAGAACAACUGGAUGGCGGCACUCAUCUCCCUGCAGUACCGCAGCACCCUGGAGCGCAUGCUGGACCUCACCAUGCUCCAGGAGGAGAAGGAGGAGCAGAUGAGGCUGCCCACCCCCGACAUGUACCGCUUUGCAGAGCCCGACUCCGAGGAGAACGUGGUCUUCGAGGAGAAUGUGCAGUCCAAGUCGGGCAUCCCCAUCAUCAAGGCUGGCACUGUGGUGAAACUCAUUGAGAGGCUCACCUACCAUAUGUAUGCAGAUCCUAAUUUUGUACGAACAUUUUUAACAACAUAUCGAUCGUUUUGCAAGCCACAAGAACUUCUCAAGCUACUAAAGGCAAGGUUUGCAAUUCCAGAGCCCAACCCAACUGAGGCUGACAAGGCUGCUGUGGAGAAUGGAGACCAGCCCCUGAGCGCAGAGCUGAAGCGCUUCAGGAAGGAGUACGUCCAGCCAGUGCAGCUCAGAGUUUUGAAUGUUUGCAGACACUGGGUGGAACACCACUUUUAUGAUUUUGAGAGGGACGCCGGCCUGUUACGUGAAUUAGAAGAAUUUAUAGGAAAGGUCAAAGGUAAAGCAAUGAGAAAAUGGGUUGAAUCUAUCACUAAAAUUAUCCAAAGGAAAAAACAGGCGCAAGCAAAUGGACCAAAUCACAACAUUACCUUUGAAAGCUCCCCUCCUCCUAUAGAAUGGCACAUAAGCAAAGCUGGCCAGACGGAGCAUUUCGACCUGCUGACGCUGCACCCCAUUGAGAUCGCACGACAGCUCACCUUGCUCGAAUCGGACCUCUACAGGGCUGUGCAGCCAUCAGAGCUGGUGGGCAGUGUGUGGACAAAAGAAGACAAGGAAAUUAACUCUCCCAACCUCCUCAAGAUGAUUAGGCACACAACCAACCUCACACUGUGGUUUGAGAAGAGCAUCGUCGAGACUGAAAACCUGGAAGAACGGUCGGCGGUGGUGGCUCGAAUAAUCGAGAUCCUGCAGGUUUUCCAGGAACUGAACAACUUUAACGGUGUCCUGGAGGUUGUGAGUGCCAUGAACUCCUCCCCCGUGUACAGGCUGGACCACACGUUUGAGCAAAUCCCAAGCCGGCAGAGGAGGGUUCUAGAGGAAGCUCACGAGCUGAGUGAAGACCACUAUAAGAAGUAUUUGGCUAAGCUCCGGUCUAUCAACCCACCCUGUGUGCCUUUCUUUGGAAUUUAUUUAACUAAUAUCUUGAAGACCGAGGAAGGCAAUCCAGAUUUUCUGAAGAGACAUGGGAAGGACUUGAUAAACUUCAGUAAAAGGAGGAAAGUUGCUGAAAUUACAGGAGAGAUUCAGCAGUACCAGAAUCAGCCCUAUUGCUUACGAGUGGAAAACGACAUCCGACCCACGUCGAAGGUGUACUCCCCGCGGUACCCCCUGCCAGACCGGACCUCUGUGUCAGAGCCCCCGGACAGUCCGCCCACGCUGCCACCGCGGGAGCCCGUGAGGACACCAGAUGUCUUCUCCAGCUCUCCACUACACUUACAGCCCCCGCCCUUGGGGAGGAGGAACGAACUGAGCCAGACCUUCUUCCCAAGCAGCCCCUUGCCCUUCACCCCUCUCCCCCCGCAGACGCCCUCCCCGCUGGGCAGCCGCAAGCACCUGCCUUCCCCACCCUUGAUAUCCCAGGACUCUGAGCCCCACGGCACGGCCGGCCCUCCCAUCCCACCCCGACAGAGCACCUCCCAGACCAUCCCCAAGCUUCCCCCCAAAACCUACAAAAGGGAGCACACACUUCCGUCGAUCCAUCGGGAAGGGCCGCCUUUGCUGGAGAAUGCCCACUCGUCCUAAUUGGAGGGUUGGGGACACAGCCUUACUAACACUAAAGACUUGGGAGCCAGUGUAGGCUCUACCUGUGACCUAACCUUCAAGAAGAUUGUUUUUAUUACAGUAAAACCAAGGACUUUGCCUGCCCUUUACUGUAUUAUUAUUAUUAUUAUUUUAGUUUUUUUAUGACUCAUUAUGGCGAACCAUCGGCAACAAGGGAGGCAAACAAACAAAAAGAGGACAAAAUGGCAGUUUAUUGCUGUUUAAAAGAAUAUAUAGAUAGAUUAAAAAAAAAACUAUUUUACUUUAUAUAAAAAAAAAAAAAAAAAAAAAAAAAAAAAAAAAGUGAUGGGCACUAAAAACCCAGGAGCAGAAUAGUGGCACCUUCUAACGUGCAACAACAGGGAUCUACAGCUCGUUCUUUAAUCCCCAUCUUCAAGCAUUUGCUUUUAAAACAUGCUAUUCAUCAAAAAUGGACUUUGGGAAUCUAAGGUAUAGCAAUCUGUGCCAGUAGUAUGUUGGAGUGCUGAUAUACAGGUAUCCUCCACACCAAAGAACUACAUUUCACAGAUCCUGAACACACAUAAAAAGUGAUCUUUUUUUAUUUUUAUUUGCCAGAAGUAUGUAAAUGCUUGCCGCCUUUAAACAAGGGAAAAAAAUGUUUUUUUUUUUUUUUUUUUUUUUUUUUACCACUGUAUGCUACAGCAAAUCAAUGAGAAACCAUGUUGACGCCUGAAUUUAAUGUAUAAAAAAAUAUGACAUUAAGUGAACUAUGAUAUCCAAUACAAGUGGU